AUGGCGUCAAAGAAAGAUCAACUCUGUCAGCGAUGCUCAGACAUUGACCUCAACAAGGUCUUUUCAGGCGGAUACGAAACGCCUCAUCUGGUCAUCGAGCUUGGCGAUGUUCCCCAGGAGCAGCGCAAGUCAUUGUGCGGCCUCUGCCGGUUGAUCGCCGAAGCUAUCUACAGACCUUUCUGUAACGAGGAUCUUGCCUCGUAUCACGACAGAUGCGAUCUUUGUGAGCAGGUGGGCCCUGAGCAAGACGACGAACCCCAGCCAUACCUCCUCGUCGCCGUUGAGAUCCCUCUCGAGAAGAACAGGGACUCCAUUGGUCAUUCAGAGUCGUCCGAAUACAUGGACACAACGGAUAUGUUCAAGGUCAACCCCUCGCGCUCCAAAUCCCAGUCAAAGGUCUCUGCUGCAUUCCCAGCUGGGAAACUCGAGAAGGGGUCUUUCAUCGCCCUCAAGCAUCUACCCGGCUUUUUCAACCUCAAAUAUCCCAUCACCGGCCCGUCUAGUGCCCAGCCGACUCCCGGACUACAGUCUAAUACGCCUUUUCCUGAAAGAGUGCAAGAAGAACCAUUCAUCAUGCAAUUUGAAUGUCGACCGAGUCCCGAUCAAAACCUUCGCUUUAUUGACUGCAAGACGAGAAGACUCAGGAAGGCUACUCCUAAAGAUUCCUUUGUCGCACUGAGCUAUGUCUGGGGAGAGCGGGAUGAAGAGCUCUUUGAUGACAGUCAGCUUAAAAAGGGGAAACUUCCACACACCCCCUGGGUCGUCGAGGAUGCCAUGGGAGUGGUGACCCUGAUGGGAUAUCGGUACUUAUGGGUAGACAAAUAUUGCAUCCCACAAGGUGACGAGAAAGUCCUCCAUGAGCAUCUUUGUCAGAUGCACCUCAUCUAUCAGAAGGCAUUAUUCACCAUCGUAGCGGCAGCCGGCACACACGCGUGGCAUGGCUUGCCUGGUGUCUGGAUGAGAGAUCGACGAGAGCAGACGCAUGCGGAGAUCAAAGGCCGUCUCCUCGUCUCCGCAGUUGAGCCGUUCCUACCUACAUCGCAGUGUAAGUGGAACACUCGCGGAUGGACGUACCAAGAGGGACUGUUCUCACCACGCCAGCUCAUCUUUACUCCUCAUCAAGUGCUGUUCCACUGCACCGAAGGUCAGCAAUCCGAGAUAUUCACCGAGCCAAUCUCGUGGCAGGUCGAUAAACCAUUGUGCGUCCGCGACUUGUCCGUCUGGAACCACAUUGAAGCCUUCUCAAAGCGUGACUUGGCUUACGACCGUGACGUCCUCGACGCCAUCAAGGCCACAAUGAGCACAUACACCAGCGGUUCAGGCGGGCAGGCAGCAUUCUUGUGGGGAGUUCCAUUUGCAGAAUCACCGCGUCCCCUGGACAGCUCAGAAGUUCGUACCCACGCAUCCAGGCUCAACGAGGUCCCUAUUGAGUCUGCUUCUCAAGUCUUUUGUUACGGACUAGCUUGGAAGGCAUCCAGACGUAAUCCCGAAGCCAUAGCCAAGGCAUCACAGCGACGUACAUACUUCCCAACAUGGUCGUGGGCCAGUGCAGAUGGCUCAGUUGAGUUUCUGCCUACGAAAUGGCCAAGCAAGACCGAAAAUGGAUGGAUCAGCUCAGAACUCGCCGUCUCUAUCGAAGAUGUAGACGGACGAGUUGCACCCAUCUCUCAGUAUCUCAGAAAGGGUUAUCCCUCUGAGUCCUCGCGGUACCUGCAUGUGGACGGUUGGUCUCUCCGAGACGCGAUGAUUAUCGACCCAACACGUGGAGAGGCAUUGGUCGAGCUCGGCGAAGAAAAGUACAGGCUCAAAGGCCGGUUCGCGCUCGACCCCCUUUCGGGAGAACACCACAAAGAGGUUUGCGCAAUACUAUCUGAGACGCAAAACAUCAAGCGGCGCUGGGAAGCUCUCAUAGUUUACAUACCGAAAAGCUUCUACAAAACACCCUUUGUAGUCAUCUUGGUCAAGGUGGACGAUCCAGAGCGUUCCAACAGCGAUGUAUACGAGAGAGUUGGAUACGUCCACGAUCUAUACGUGGAAAGGAUCCCGAGAGUAGACAGAGAGGCGACUCGCCGGGUACAGGCCAUUCCGAAGCCUUCGAUGAAGUGGGCGAUUGAAGAAGUCAGGCAACUUGAGCUGGAGGGGGUUGAAGAUCCUCUUGAUGAGAAAGAGGAGUCCCUUGGUGAGGGUAAUGAAGAGGCCCUCGACGAGAAUGAAGACAUCUUUGAUGAAGACGAAGAUUUCCUUGAUCUCCUUAGGAAGGCAAACGUAGCUAUUCUUGGUGCGACCAAGCAGGCGACGCUUGAUAAACAAGAAGCACUUGGCGAAGGGAAGUACAAGAAUUCUGAGCGGCUUGACGAGAGCACUUUCGAGGUCAUCUCCAAGGCCGACGCAAAUUCGCCCGAAAGGAGCUCCCUCGGUAUUGACUUUGACGGUGGAGACUCCGACUGCGACUUGGCCUCGACAGACUCGUACGACAUGGGUGAUGAUUUCAUCACUUGCGAGGCCACAUGUGGUAGAGACCAGCGGUUUUUUAGAUGUCUGCCUCUGGUUAGACGGAAUCUUAUAAUAAGAUAG
Fusarium keratoplasticum is the source of this 2574-nucleotide messenger RNA. RefSeq lists its product as uncharacterized. NCBI's taxonomy places the organism in Eukaryota, Fungi, Ascomycota, Sordariomycetes, Hypocreales, Nectriaceae. The coding region runs from base 1 to 2574 and encodes 857 amino acids. The record is from RefSeq and is a predicted model, not a curated record. The transcript has 4 exons.